AUCCAGCACACCAUAAUACCAUCACGAUUCAUUCACCCCCAAGAAGAAUCCACAACAUUUCUCAAGAAAAGACUAAAACUGCCCCUUGCAAAAUAACUAUCACUCCACAUAAAUCAUGUGAAAUCGGUUUGAUUCUCCGAUAUGUCCCCUCCAAACCUUCCAAAAGGCACCUUGAAAUCCGAUCAUCCCAUCUAUCAUCGUGGACUUGUGAACUUCUAUACAUAUAACCAAUACAUAUACCUACAAACCCAGGUAUACCUACAUGAUUAAAAUGAAGCCGUGACCCAGUUCUCCACAGGUAUUCAUCUCCAUCUAAACAUCAUUCACAAAACCCAUCCAUACAAAUAAACCUCUCAAAUCCCUCACUCUUCGCUGUCCCACGAACUCCUCAGUUGAUCUGCCAUACUUACCUCCUUUUUCUUUCUUUCCACCUACCUACCUACCUACCUACCCACCCACCGAGUCUGCUUGACGGAACCGACUCUCUCACGUCCUACAUUUCUCGUUCCCCAAAAAAUUCCCACUUAAAUUUCCCCCGCCAUCAGCUCUUCACCGCACUUUUUUGGCGGUAAAGAAGUAGCUUGCUUGCUUGCUUGCUUGCUUGCCUACUCAGGGAAUCUACUUCUUAUUCUUUUCACAAGCCAAAAAAUCCAUUCACUUCUUUUUCAAAUCUCCUUUACGAUACCAAAUUACCAAAAAUAAGAAGCUGGUCUUCUCUUUCUCUCUCAAAUAUAUACCCAUAUUAUACGUUCAAAAAUGGCUCCUCCCAUCACAGAAACCGUUACCAUUAUCAAUAAAUCGGGGAAAGUAGUCAGCACUGGCAAACAACUCGUAAACAUCUUCAAAGAUGCCAAAGCCGCUUAUCAAGAAAAGAAAGCUCAAUUGAGAGAAGAACAUUAUCUUCGAGAAGAAGCACGUACAUACCGAGCACAGAGACGUCUCAACGAAGCUCGCUAUGAAAUUGAAGAGGCACGAGGAGGAGGAGAUGAUGAUGCUCAAUCGAUAGCUUCGAGAAGAUCUCAUAGAUCUCAUCGUUCACAUCGUUCCCAUUCUUCUCGUCAGGAACCAAGAGAUGCUUCUCGUCCUCCUCUUACCAUCAAUAAUUAUGAGGAAUUCCCGGAUAUGCAAAGUUUGGCCAGUGGCCGCUCCCAUCGUUCUCAUCGUUCCCAUACGAGAACUCGCCAGGAAUUCAAUUUCGAUGAUUUGGAUGAGGAAGAAGAUAUGCAAAGUCUCGCAAGCAAACGUUCGCAUCGAUCUCAUCGAUCGAAACGGAGUCGCUCGGUGCACGGUUCUAAAUCUCCUACUCAAUAUGAGCCUACAGAAACCCAUUACGAAGACCCCGAAGAGGGAUUUUAUGAUGAUCCCCCUCUAGCCAUUUAUCGUCAACCAUUUGCCGAAACGGAAUUGAGUCUCGCGAGGAGAAAAACAGAAAAGGAAGCUGCUCCUCCCAUGCCAGGACAUCUUGUAAGGAGAGAAACAGCUCCGGCUACGUAUACAAGCGGACCACUGGUCCCACGUGCAACUUCCGUGCCUGAUCUUCAUGAUGACUCAAUCGAUAUGGAUUUGGCAUAUGGAGAUGCCCAUCACUUUGAAUCCGACCCGGAGCCAGAAUACGAAGAGCCAAUCGCCCCACAACAACUCCCCGCGGAACUCGACGAAACAAUGAGUAAACUCGAUACUCUCCUCAUCGAAGCCCAAUGUCUUCACCACACCGCCACAGCCAUCAUGUCGAAUCUCCAAGCCAACCCCGAAGCCAUGGCCGCCGUAGCUCUCACCCUCGCCGAGCUUUCCUCUCUCCUCACCAAAAUGUCUCCCUCCAUUCUCCCCAUGCUCAAAGCCAGUUCCCCCGCCAUCUUCGCGCUCCUCGCAUCUCCCCAAUUUCUCAUCGCCGGUGGUGUCGCUCUAGGCGUUACAGUCGUCAUGUUCAACGGAUUCAAAAUCAUCAAGAAACUCCAAGCUACUCCCGAAAAGCCUCUCGAAGCUCCCAUGGCCAUGCAAGCCCUCCCUGCUACCCCCAACUAUCCCGACACCCCCGGAUUCAUGGAACCCCAAGACAUGCAUCAUGAAUACGAAGAAGCGAUGCCCUACGAAUCUUACGAGGAAGAACUAAGCAGCAUCGACAUCUGGCGUCGUGGUAUCGCCGACGCAGAAAUAGAAAGUGUAGGCACAAGUGUAGAUGGCGAAUACAUUACCCCCACCGCAGCACGACAAAAGGAAAGUCGCCACGCAGAUCGAAUCCGUCAACGAGCUGCCGAGGAAAGAAUCGACGAGAGUGAGGAAGAAGAAGAAGAAAAGAGAAGUAUUAUGAGUCGCUUGACGAGUAAAUCCCGUCGUUCCAAAACUCUUCCUGUUAGAGGUAGUCCUUCCCAAUACGAACCUUCCGUCAAACCUAAAGAUGACGAUAUUGAAUCUGUUCGUACUUCUCGCACGAAGACGUCGAAAUCGACAAAAUCUUCCAAGAGUCAUCGAUCGAGUCGCUCGAAGAAAGAUGAUGAUAAUGCAUCGCUUGCUUCUGAGCGAACGGAACGGAUAGAGAAAGAAGAGAAAGAACCAAAGGAAAAGAAAAAGAAGACGCCUUUGAGUAUUUUUAGAAGUAAGACGGAGAAGAGUACGAGUUUUAAGGGAAAGGAGAAGGAGAGUAAGAAAAUGGGUCAUCAUCCGCUUUUACUGGAGCUUUGAGGGUCGAGAUGAGCUGAGCUUGAGUUUCUUCAUGGCUUGGUUAGGGUUUUGGUUUUGGUGUUGGGGUUGAGGUUGAGGUUCUUGAGGAUUUGCGUAGCUCAUCCUAUCUACCUUGACCUACCUCAGAUCAAACGCACACAACAAUCUUCACAAAUCGAACCUCACUUUUUUCUUUCUCUUUCAUUGCUUCCUCUUCGCUUAGCGGGUUUACUGUCAAUCAGUCAGUCGGUCGGUCGGUUAUUUUUAUGCUUCGGUAGCUUUUGACGAGUACUUCAACUCAACUCAUUCCCUCACUUCUCUUCAUUUCCCCCUCCAUCGAUCUUCGGAUCAAGGGGGGAGUCUUUUAUGAUUUCAUGGAUUUACGUAUGGAUGGAUGGAUGGAUGAUGUUUUUUAAUAAGGAACAAUGAAAAAAAAAGAUAUUCAGAUAUCGAGAUGAAAAUGAAGAUGGAAAUGAAGAUGGAAAUGAGAAUGAGAAUGAGAAUGAGAAUGAGAAUGAGAAUGAGAAUGAGAAUG
Molecule: messenger RNA, 3193 nt
Organism: Botrytis porri
Lineage: Eukaryota; Fungi; Ascomycota; Leotiomycetes; Helotiales; Sclerotiniaceae
Exons: 2
Coding region: 757-2679 (640 amino acids)
Source: RefSeq, a predicted model, not a curated record